This is a messenger RNA of Phlebotomus papatasi, 363 nucleotides long. RefSeq names its product 39S ribosomal protein L36, mitochondrial (gene mRpL36). The record is from RefSeq and is a predicted model, not a curated record. The transcript has a single exon. Gene Ontology annotation, cellular component: ribosome; mitochondrial large ribosomal subunit. Gene Ontology annotation, molecular function: structural constituent of ribosome. NCBI's taxonomy places the organism in Eukaryota, Metazoa, Arthropoda, Insecta, Diptera, Psychodidae. Gene Ontology annotation, biological process: ribosome biogenesis; translation. Bases 1 to 363 code for a protein of 120 amino acids.
AUGUUUCCUGCGUUAAGUGGGAAUUUUUUCCGUUUGGCUCUGCCUGGAUUUGCAAGAUCAUUUCAUAGUCUCCUGCCCAAGAUCACUCCUUUAAAUGCCACAGGACAAAAUACAGUGCUUAGACAAUCUCCAGGGCAAUUGCUGGCCACUCAGGGAAGCCCAUUGGUAAAUUUGGUUUGUGGUUUCAAGGUAAAAGGGCGCCUUAAGAGACGUUGCAAGGAUUGUUUCUUUGUCUGGCGCCAGCAAAGGCUCUAUAAUAUCUGCAAGACCCAUCCACGGCACAAGCAAAUGUCCAUGGUGAAGAAGGAUAAGAAUACUUGGAUCCUAACCCAUGCCAGUCAAUCGAAAGUCCGGGAAUGGUAG